This is a messenger RNA of Vigna umbellata (rice bean), 1794 nucleotides long. NCBI's taxonomy places the organism in Eukaryota, Viridiplantae, Streptophyta, Magnoliopsida, Fabales, Fabaceae. The record is from RefSeq and is a predicted model, not a curated record.
CAACAUGCUUUGGCUAAACACAACUCCACACCAGUUACAAGCUUAUCCUUGUCAUAGAUCUCUUCUCAACCAACCAUGAAAAUCCCUCCAAAAGGUUUUGUUUUAGGAGUUGCACUUUGGGUGCUAUUGUUCUCAAAACCUUGUCUCACAGUGUUUGUAAGCAUUGAUUGUGGAUCCUCACAAUCUUCCACUGAUGAAAACAACAUAAGAUGGAUUGGAGAUGAUGACUACAUUCAGCAUGGAGAGUCUCAUCAGGUUUAUCUUGGUUCUAACCCAUUGAGCACUCUGAGGGUGUUCCCAGGUAGAAAAAAGAGUUGCUAUUCCAUCAGAGUUGGAAAAGGAGAAAAAAUUCUUACUAGAGCAAGCUUUUACUAUGGCAAUUAUGACGACAAAUUCUCUCCACCAGUGUUUGAUCUUCAGUUUGAUGGAAACUACUGGGCCACUGUCAACAGCUCAAAUUACUAUUAUGUUGAUUAUGAAGCAAUAUAUGUAGCAAAGGGAAACUUCACCAGCAUAUGUGUUGCUCAAACAAAGCCUAACCAGUUUCCCUUCAUAUCAUCCCUUGAAGUACGUAGCUUGGACCCCACAAUGUACAGUCACGUUGAUCCAAAUCAUGCAUUGAUUUUGCAAUGGAGAUAUGCCUUUGGUGGAAAUCAAACUAUUAGGUACCCAGAUGAUGCUUUUGAUCGAAUAUGGGCGCCAUCAUAUGGUAUAGGCCUUUCUGAAGUGAAAAGUGAGGCUUCAGGCAUUGACAGUAGCACAACAGAAGAUCAUCCACCACAAGCUGCACUUGAAAAUGCUGUUAUUUCCUCAAGCACUACACAAUACAUGCAGUUCAUCAAUAGGCUGUCCACAGAGGAGCUUCCUAUUUACAUCACUGCUUACUUCUCAGAAGUGAAUGAAAGUGCAGUUGGCAAAAGAUCCAUUCAGAUGUACAUAGACAACAAGCCCUUUUUAAGUCCAAUAGUUCCUCCUUUUGGAAGUGUGAAAGAAGUGUUCAUCACCAACAUGACAGCUUCAGCCAAGACUUCAUUUACUCUGCAAGCUUCAAACACCUCCACCCUUCCUCCUUUACUCAAUGCUCUUGAAGUUUAUACCUUAAGUGAUACAUUAACUGCAGGAACUGAUAACAGAGAUGGUAAGUGUGUUCUUGGUGACCCUUGUCUUCCAUAUCCAUAUAACUGGGAUUGGAUACAAUGCAACACUGAUGUCAAACCAAGAGUGAUUGCAUUGUAUCUUACUGGUUAUAAUCUGCGAGGCACACUUCCGGAUUUCAGUUCCAUGAAUGCACUUGAAAUCAUUUAUCUGCAAAACAAUACCAUAGAAGGCCCCAUUCCUGAUUUCCUUGGACUUCUGCCUAAUCUCAAAACAUUGAAUUUGUCUAACAACAGGUUCAAUGGUUCCAUACCCACAUCUCUAAAGAAUAAAAGUAUUGAACUAGUUACAACAAAUAACUGCCUAUCGGGAAUGAAGUGUCAACCUCUAAGUGAUACUCCAAGUAAGGUUCUUCCAUCACCACCACCACCAGGACUUCAGUUUGUUUCAGGCGAUGAAGCUUUGGGAAGUGGAGCUGAGAAAAUUAUUAACAAUCUAAACAUGGCAUUGAUAGUAGCUAUGCAAACUCUGCUGUUACUAAUUAAUAGUGCUGCUGUGCACUUUUAGACCCAUUCCCAUGCAUUGUUAGUAUUAAUAUCUAUUUUAGAAAAUACUAAAUCAGUGUUUAUUGGAAAUUUGUUUGAGUGUACUUUGUUUGUUAUGAAUAUAUUGUAUCCUUUUGUCGUUAUGAAUGAAGAA